UUCAACUGUUCGAAAAAAGGCGGCCAUUUUAUCYGCAAAACAACGGGACAAAAUCAGAAGAAAAAUACACUUUUACAGAAAGAUAACAAACCCAAAACAUUGUAAUGGACGUGGAAUUUAUYAUUCCUUUGUCAAGUGAUGAUUUGCUCAACGGAGAAGCAGGAUGUUAUGUUGUAGACGAAGUUUACUCCGUCAACUCUUUGCCCAARAAAUUGGCGGAUUCUUGUGUAGAUUUGAAUACAGAAGGACCAUGCUCUAUUCUACGUACAUUUGAUGCUUUUUUCAGUCUAAUAAGGCAUUUCAAUAUCAUAGACUCAAAACCAAGAGACGAGGCAUUGCACACAUUAUUGAAAGCUCUAAAGCAGCUGACUAAUAAUGUAUCACCAAUGGUUGAGCCUGGAGCUGACAUYGAUCAGGAAACAAGAAAACAACAUCUUACGGCACUGAAAAUGAUUAGUUAUCUCAUAGUCCAGUUGUCCAAUCAAUAUGAAGCCGAGGCUACAAAACCAACCACACAGGUUACAACUGCAAAGGGACGUGGUAAAUCCACUGCAUCUUCUAAAAGAAAGACUCCUUCAAACUCAUUUGACUGGGAUGAUGAGAGAAAUAAUGUCAUUGAAGUCAUAGGUCACAUGGUACAACUAGACAUUAACCGAUUGUGGAACCCCCCCUUGGUAGAAGAGGAGUUUGUCAAUUUGAUCACUGGUUUCUGCUAUAAGCUUCUUGAAAACCCAGCAGUGACAAGAAAUAAAACAACUAAAGACUUGGUGUUCAAUCUUUUGGCAACAGCCAUCAAGAAAUACAACACAGGACUUGGAACUACACUAAAGAUUAUUCAGAUGAUUCAGCACUUUGAACACUUGGUACCUCACUUAGCACAAGCACUUCAACUGAUGGCAACAGACUUUGGUAUUAAAAACAUAAUAGCAGAAAUCAUCAGGGAGAUUGGAAUGAUGAACCCAUCAGAUUUAGCUAAGGAUACCAGUGGAACAAGAGCCUAUGCCGACUUCAUUGUUGACUUGACCAGUAGAAUACCAUCUCUUGUUCUCAAUAAUAUCAGUAUGUUGAUGUGUCAUUUGGAUGGUGAGUCCUACUCCAUGCGUAAUGGUAUCCUUGGUGCCAUGGGAGAGAUUGUACAGAAAGUCCUCAGUAAAGGAGAGCUAGAUGACAAUGUUAAGAACUUGAGAGAUCAGUUUCUGGACAAAUUAGAGUCCCAUCUUCAUGACACCAAUGCAUAUGUGAGGAGCAAAGUCCUUCAAAUCUGGCUACAGUUGUGCAAUAACAAUGCUAUACCAUUACCAAGGCAAUACCAUUUACUGGAGCUYGUAAUAGGACGAUUACAAGACAAAUCUAGCAGUGUGCGUAAAUAUGCUGUUCAAGUUUUGAAGAGUUUUCUUGUCAACAAUCCAUUCGGUGCAAAUCUUCCACUAAAUCACUUGAAAGAGAAGCUGGCUUCUGAGACGACAAAGCUCCAGGAAAUGGCUCCUAAUCUAAACCAGGAAUCAACUGAUCAAGUUCCAGUGGCUGCAUGUACAGAGGAUAUCUGGAAUGCAAUUGUUCCUGAACUGCAGUCUACAGUAAACGAACACUUUGACCAGGAAGAAGUCAAUGAAGAUGGUGAAAACAAUAACGACAAAGAACCUGAAGCUUUAGCACAGACUUUGAAGGAGAUCAGACAACUACUGAAUGAUGGACAUCACAAGAAAGCACUGAUUGCACUAAAGAAAGCACAAAGUUGUUGGCCAGAGGAACCUUUGUUGACCGUUGCUCAAGUAGACUUUCAAGACAGUGACAAGGAAGGUGAAUCUACCAGUAAAGAACAGCUGGUGGCAGACACUUUAAGCAUUCUUAAGGCUAUAUACAUGGCUUCAGAAAAUYCACAGGUAGCCCAAGCAGAUGAUGAACUYAAUGCAGAAGMAUUAUUAGAAGUAGCCAAUCAGAGCACAGAAAAUGCACAAGAAAACAAUGGUGUGGACAGUGAGAUUGUUAAACAGCAGCUUGUUGUGCAGUAUCUACAGGAUUACGUCAACUUCCAGACUCAAAUGGAAACAGCAGURCCAGUUAUCUGCCAACUCCUUGGUUCCAAGACAACAAGCGAUGUUUCUGAAGCCAUUGAAUUCUUUGUUACUUCRUAUGAGUUUGGUCUGAGGAACGCUAUUSUUGGGGUGCGUAGAAUGCUGGUGCURAUAUGGUCCAGGGACACUGCUGUUAAGGACUCUGUUGUAGAGGCCUAUAAGGGUCUUUAUCUUGAUCCUCCWGCUCCCAACCAAAGGGCAAGGACAGGGAUCAUAGUGAACAGCCUGAUAACUCUAAUCUUUGGAGCUUCCAUUGGAGACUUGACUUCUUUGGAGGAACUGAUGUGUGAACUCAUGAAGGCAAAGUUGAUACCUGGGUCUGUUGUCAAGUUGCUCUGGGAAAAGUUCACAAUGAAGGCAGUCCAGACAACACCYGAAGAAAGUCGUGCUGCAUUGAUUCUGCUAAGAAUGCUUGCAAGUGCUGAGACCGACAUUGUUAGAAGUAACAUUGAUGUGUUGGUCAAAUCUGGACUUGGAAGCCGUGCAGAGGAGGACUAUCUGCUUGCUCGGGAUACCUGUGUUGCACUUUUGAAACUUAUCAAAACCAAGAAACCAGGCAGCAUGUCRGAGGAACCAGUUCGUUUUGCAUCUUCACAUGAAAUGUUUGAACGUUUGACAUAUCUCAUUGUCAACGGCAUCAACAGUACCCAUGACAACCACUUUUCACCAAUGGCAGAGCAGGCGAUCAAUGUCAUUUAUAGUUUGUCAGAGCAUCCUGAGACAGUCGCUGAAAAUAUCAUCSGGAAAGUUAUUACUCUUUUGAUUGUYAAGGAGGACGGACAGUCACCUGUGCCACCUGACAGUACUCAGGACACACAGACACAUGAAGGAGAUGAAGUCUUAUCAUCACAGAACAUCUCCAAGGUGAUGACGUGCAACUCUAGCGUGYUGUCAAGGUUCUUGUUUUUGUGUGGUCAUGUCGCCUUGCGUCAGCUAGUGCAUUUAGAUGUGAGCAUAUUGAAGGAAAUCAAGAGRCGACAAGCCAUUCAGGAAGAUGAAAAUGAAGAAAAGAAAAAAGAAGCAGGAAAAAAGAAUGACACUAAUGUUAAUACAACUAAGGAUACGACUACUACAGAUGCAGCUGAGGAAGAGAUGGGACUCACUGGGGGCACAGCAGAUGAUGUUGAGGGGGAGUACAUUAGAAAGAUAUGUGAACAUGAUAUAGUUACAGGACAAAAUCUUCUUGCUCUUCUUCGUCCAUUGCUGGUYUGYGUGUGUAGUAACCCUUCCAAGUUCAGUGACCCUGGCCUUCAGGCUGCUGUUUCRAUGGCCUUGGCCAAGUUUAUGCUYGUUAGCUCUGAAUUCUGUGAAUCACAUCUGCAACUUCUGUUCACAGUCCUGGAAAAGUCRCCUCAUGCAACCAUCCGUGCCAAUACUAUCAUCGCACUGGGUGAUUURACRUUCAGGUUCCCCAACCUUCUUGARCCCUGGACUGCACAUCURUAUGGAAGGCUUCGUGAUGAAUCUGCGCAUGUCCGUAAAAACACAAUGAUGGUGUUGACUCACCUUAUCCUCAAUGAAAUGAUCAAAGUCAAGGGAAACAUUAGUGAAAUGGCCACUUGUCUUCAAGAUAAGCACCAGAGAAUUGCUGACCUGGCCAAACUUUUCUUCCUGGAAUUAUCCAAAAAGGGUAACGCUAUAUACAAUGUACUACCAGAUAUCAUUAGCCGACUSUCCGAUCCUGACUGCGGUAUUGAGGAAGAACCAUUCAGGAACAUCCUCAAGUAUUUGAURUCAUUCAUACAAAAAGAUCGACAGUCUGAGAGCCUUGUGGAGAAAUUAUGUCACAGGUUUAGAGCCACAAGGGUUGAUCGUCAGUGGCGUGACUUGGCCUUCUGUUUGUCCCUCUUACCGUUCAAUGAACGAGCCAUUCGCAAACUACAAGACAACUUUGGCUGCUUCCACGACAAGCUAUCAGAUGAAGACGUCUAUCAGUCUUUUAUGAGUGUUAUCGGCAAGUCAAAGAAGUUUGCUAAGCCUGAAAUCAAGUCUCUUGUUGAUGAGCUUGAACAGCGAAUCGAAGAAUGCCACAACAAAGGAAUGGAGGACGAGGCUGGGUACGAACGAGCGGCCAAAGCAUCAGGCGCGGCUGCUAAGAGCAAGAAAAGCGUGUCAGCCACACCCUCGGGAAAAUCGACACGUCCUCGGAAAACUCCGGCAAGACGUCGGAAUAAAACARCYAAUGGCGAUAGUGACUCGGACGACGACCACACAACGAAAUCGACCCGAACCCCACGUAACCCACCAGCACCAAAAUCGGCAAAGCCGAAGUCUUCCCGAAAGCGAAAACCAAUGCCGUCGUUUGAAAGUGACGAUGACGACGAAAGCAUCGAUUUGUUUGAUCUGGACGAGGRAGAUGAAGAAGAUGAAGACGACAUUGAUGAUACUGAAAAUGUUGAUCCAAAUCAAAAUAAUGCCACGGAAAAAACUACAGCACAACCAAGAAAAAGCGUACCGAGUAACAGCACUAAAAACAUGCGAAGUCUGAGGACAUAGUACAGCGGUUUGMAAAUGUUAUGGCASUAAUGAUUUACACCUCGAGUGCAUUGUGGGACAUUUUUAAUACUGAUGAAUUGAAGCUAUCAAGUAAAACUUUAAAGCAUUUUCUAGGAUUGGAGAAACUAUUGAACGUAACUCAGUAUAAGAAAGAAAAAGUAUCAAAAAUUUUGUAGGGGUAACUGUAAAUAUUGAUUAAAGGGAUCAAUAAGAAAA
This is a messenger RNA of Exaiptasia diaphana, 4787 nucleotides long. RefSeq names its product condensin complex subunit 1. The coding region runs from base 105 to 4571 and encodes 1488 amino acids. Gene Ontology annotation, molecular function: histone binding. Gene Ontology annotation, cellular component: nucleus; condensed chromosome, centromeric region. The record is from RefSeq and is a predicted model, not a curated record. NCBI's taxonomy places the organism in Eukaryota, Metazoa, Cnidaria, Anthozoa, Actiniaria, Aiptasiidae. The transcript has 34 exons. Gene Ontology annotation, biological process: meiotic chromosome condensation; mitotic cell cycle; mitotic chromosome condensation.